GGGGACAUUUAGAAACGAGUUGUUGAUAGUGAAAGUUUACAUACUAAAAAUAGCAGGCCCUCCCUGUCCAGAAGGGGGCGGCAGCAGCAGAAGUUGUUUUUGUAUCAAUAUCGCAUUACAUGCGGAUGAAGUGUGAACGAGCCAUCAAAGGUUCCUCCGUCGAACUGAGCCUUAAUCUUCGGUUUGAAAACCAGUGUCAAAUCCAGGUUUUCACAUCACUAACCAAGCACAAGAGGCGAUGGAUGGGCCUGUAGAUGGCAUCAAGCUCAUUCGGAGACUCAAGCCAGAGCUACUGGAGGCUCUGACAGGAGAUCCAGAGAUUCUGCUUCAGCACUGCCAUGCCAGUGGCAUACUGUCCAACAAUGAGUACAACAACAUUAAAGACACGAACAUGCGUUCAAAGCAGGUACGGGACAUCUUGGAUUCUGUGAUUCACAAAGACAACAAGCAUGCUCUGAAUUUCCUGAAGUUGCUGAAAACACAAGACAUGCAAGAGACAUUUCCUAAAUUGCAUUUCCUUCAAAAGCUGCAAAUCAACAAACGCAAGACACCAAAAAACACCGAGACGACAGCAAAACGACGACAGGAAAUGGAAAACGAGCCUCUGUGUAUUAUCAACUCCAGGAUGGUGAGCGAGAAGGAGAUGAUGAUGGUGGCCGGCUGCAUCGGGAACAGCUGGAGGGAGGUGGGCAUUAUGGCACUGGGUAUGAACACCACCACUCUUCAGCAGAUAGAGGAGGACAACAGCCAACACAAAAUGCGGGUUUUCACCAUGCUGCGAAAAUGGAGCAUGCGUGAGAGGGAACAAGCCACGGCAGCUCGUCUCCAUUCUCUACUAGCCCAAGAAGAGAACGGUGUGGACACUCUGAAACUCAACUUCCUGUUGGAAAACAACUGAGGCUGCUAAGAGGACUUUAAUAGGGUGCUGCAGCCGUAACAUCAAACCCCGGAAGACUAAUUCACCAUGGGUCAGGGGUUUUUAUAAUGGGGUCAUGAUUAAAACAGGGUCUGUGGUAUAUAUAAAUGGUCAAUGCUAAAUUACACACACACCCAUACUUAAACCAUGAAUUGUGAAACAGUUAUGCUUAUUUUUUUAAAAUGUAUGUUUGUUAUAAAUGACUACAUAAUAAUGUUUGAGGUGUGUGCAGUUUACACUGUACAGCAAAACGUCCAAGUAUCGUGAAGUUAUUAAUUGCGUCCCAAAUGACACACUAUGCACUUAUACACUGUGUACUUACUUAUGCACUAUAUACCCAACCAUGUAGUGUAUGAAUUUUAUAAAGUUAUUUUGUCAUUAAUAAUUGGAGUCUGAUAGCCCCUCCCCCUUCACGAUGUAAUUAAAGCUGUGACAGUUGAGCACAUGAAGUGUCCCACAUUCCACACUUCGUGUUUUCGGUUAAGUGCAUCAUCUGGGUAUUUAAAGUGCACUUUUUCUUUUUGGAAUUUUCAGUGUGAAUGCGCUACUCGCACUAUUCAUACUACAAAACGCCAUUGAUUAGAGCAUAAGUACGUGAUUUGGGACGCACACUGACCUUAUUUUACUCAUGAAUUUAAAGGGAUAGUUCACCCAAAAAUGAAAAUUCUGUGAUCAUUUACUCACUCCUAACUCUUAACUAACUAACUCCACUUGUUGCACACCUGUUUGAGUUUCUUUCUUCAGCUGAACAUAAAAAAAGUUAUUUUGAAGAAUGUUGGUGACCACACAGUUGACGGUAGUCAUUGACUUCCAUUAUGGGUUUUUUUUUUUUCAUACUGUGGAAGUCAAUGGAUACCGUCAAUUGUUUGGUUACCAACAUUCUUCACAAUAUCUUCUUUUGUGUCUAAACACAAAUAACUUGAAGGGUGAGUAAAUGAUGACAGAAUUUUGGGGUGAACUAUCUCUGUAAAAAUCCAAUUAUAAAAACCCAUAUGAAAAUCUCAAGGCAAGCCAUGGUGAAUUAGUUUUCUGGGUUUUGAAGUUGACAGCUGCAGCACUUUUUAUACAUGUAGCACUUGCAGACAUGCAAAUAUACCACUAGAGGGAACUAUAACUGCUUGUCACUUCCGGAAUUUUUUUUUUCACUUUUUUUGUUUGUUUAGUAAAUGCUAUGUAUAAGUCAGCUACAAGCUUGGAAUAAUAGGGCCACUUUCAAACCCACCAAGCUAAAAUGCGGGUAUUUCAAAUAUUUUUCUUAAACUUGAUGUGAAAACUUUUUUUUUUUUUUUUUCUUCAAAAAGGGGCAUGACUGAAUUAAUUGUCAGACUGUUUUGAUUUAUUUCAAUGUUUUUAUUUUUUUAUGGCAUUAUUACUUGAUUGUUUUUUCUCUUAAGCUUAGUUUUCAUGUGAGAUCAAGUUCCAUUCCUACUUUGUAGAUUGCACUUCAGUUCGUUUGCUUUCUCAUGGUACAAAUUGCCUGAUUUGUACUGUAGCAUUCCAUCUUAUUACAUUCUAGAGAAGAAUACUUAUUCUUUUUAAAAUAAAUUAAUGUGAAAGCUUUUAUCAAAGUCUUAACUUGAACCGAUUCCAUGAACAGAUAAGGAAGACUCAUGUUUAUGACAGAAGUUUAAAAAGUUUUAUGUUCCAAUAGACACCGCUAUCUGGCAACAUAACGGCGACCUUCGCUCUCUCGGCAAGUAUCACGUUGUUUCACCCUGAUGCUUUUUCACCCUGAUGCUUUUUCACCCUUGUUCACCCUUGUUCACCCUUGUUUUGCAUGCCAAGCAGGUGAUAGGAUUGGAGGCGGAGCUUUGUACAAUUCCAUUGCACAGGCCUGUCAUUAAACAGCAUCUAGUCUUGCCAGACUUCAUGGAAUCUUUUGCUGUGGGAUUAUAAAACUUGUUUUAUUUGAUAGAUUGCAACCUGAUGAGGAAACAUUUGUUAUCAUGCUUACAUAAAUUGGAUUUCAUGUAACUUUUUUCUGUUAUUGUACUUUUUUUGUACCUUUUUGCACUGUUUUGUUACUUUAUGUACUUUUAUAUCUUAUUUCUGUUUUGCAAAUUGAUCAUGUUACUGGUGAUGGGUUUUUUUAUAAAAAAAAAGUUAAAUAAAUAUAAAUAAAGAGA
Messenger RNA from Onychostoma macrolepis, 3042 nucleotides. RefSeq lists its product as uncharacterized. The transcript is spliced from 4 exons. Gene Ontology annotation, molecular function: protein binding. Gene Ontology annotation, biological process: signal transduction; regulation of apoptotic process. The record is from RefSeq and is a predicted model, not a curated record. Lineage: Eukaryota; Metazoa; Chordata; Actinopteri; Cypriniformes; Cyprinidae. Bases 239 to 898 code for a protein of 219 amino acids.